CUGUAAUACUGACUUUUGGGACGCAGAUCUGGCAACCCGGGCUCCCUCUUGCUCACAUGUAGCCUCCAUUAGCUGAACCACACUAGCAGACUAAGUUCAAAAAUAAUAAUUAAAAUGCCCACCCAGAGUGUCCCAAUCCGAGACCCUGCUCUCUUCACCAGAUUACUGCAGCAGUAUUUACUCUUGUUAAAGAAAUAUCCGAUCAUCACCAAAUCUGUUACAAGUGCUGUUCUGUCUGCUUUGGGAAAUCUGCUCUCUCAAGCUCUGGAGUCCAAGAAAAAGCUGAAAGAAGGUCAGUCCAGGAAAGAGGUGGACGUUUAUGGACCAGUUCGCUUUGCUGUCUACGGGCUCGUCAUCACAGGCCCACUGAGUCAUUACUUCUACCAGUUGCUGGAGCUGCUGUUUCCGGCCUCGGCUCCGUUCUCCAUGUUGAAACGCCUCCUCCUGGAACGACUCGUCUUUGCCCCUGCUUUCCUCCUCCUCUUCUUUGUCGUGAUGAACACUUUGGAGGGGAAGUCAACCACAGACCUUCAGAAUAAGCUGAAAGCGAGGUACUGGCCUGCUCUCAAGAUGAACUGGAAAGUCUGGACGCCGUUUCAGUUCAUCAACAUCAACUAUGUACCUGUGCAGUUUCGGGUGCUGUUUGCCAACCUGAUCGCCUUGUUCUGGAAUGCCUACCUCACAUCUGUCAGGAACUGAAACCCCAGCGUCAAUGUUAAAGCAUGAUUACGUUGGUCAAUACUAAUGAAACCAGUAUGUGCCUUUAAAAGACACUGUACUAGAUCAGGUGUAUGUCUGAUUUUCGAAAAAAAUUUGGAUAAAAAGCAUCAACGACUGUUUUGUUAGAUAUCACGACCAGGAACUGGAAGAUGGCUUCUUCAAAAGCUCGCCAGCUUAAUUGCACAGAGUUAAUGAGAGACUGUAACACACACUCACUCUGCCAAGAUUUAUGUCAAAAUUAAUCGAGAAAUGUCAGGUUUCAUCAUUUUUGCACCUUUUUGUUAUUUGCAAAUGUAAACAUUUGUACUGAGUAUUAAUCUGUACAGUGUAUUUGUACUGAGUAUUAAUCUGUACAGUGUAUUAAUUCUUUUUAAUGCAGAUUUCUGAUGCAGUUCGAAGCAAAACAUCUGCACAGUCAAACAAGAUCAUUUUGAAGUUUGAUAGCCAUAUGAUGAUGAUGAUAUUAAUUUUAAUGCACUGAUACUACUGUGCCACUGUCUGUUAACACUGUCACAUUGUACACUGUGGUUCUGCACUUUUGUAAGAAUGUACAGAUGUUUAAUAAUAAAAAUAUAUAAUUUGACUCAUUAAACAA
This is a messenger RNA of Neoarius graeffei (lesser salmon catfish), 1315 nucleotides long. It is a transcript of the gene pxmp2, whose product is annotated as peroxisomal membrane protein 2. The transcript has 5 exons. The record is from RefSeq and is a predicted model, not a curated record. NCBI's taxonomy places the organism in Eukaryota, Metazoa, Chordata, Actinopteri, Siluriformes, Ariidae. Bases 115 to 699 code for a protein of 194 amino acids. Gene Ontology annotation, cellular component: membrane; cytoplasm.